This is a messenger RNA of Diversispora eburnea, 561 nucleotides long. The record is from the annotation of a GenBank genome assembly. NCBI's taxonomy places the organism in Eukaryota, Fungi, Glomeromycota, Glomeromycetes, Diversisporales, Diversisporaceae.
AUGCCGCGAGAUCUUGUUACUGAACUUAAAGAAGACCAUCGUGUAAUAAAAAACCUUUGGGAAGUGUUUAGUAGAUCUAGAGGUAACGAAGAGAAACAAGCCGUUGCUAACACUAUCAUUCGUGAAGUCUCUAUUCACGCUGCAUGUGAAGAAUUAAGUGUUUAUCCACUUCUUGAAAAACAUUUUGGUAAACAUAUCGCCGAAGAAUCACGUCAAGAACAUCUCGAAGUUAAAAAAGAAUUGAAAACUUUAGAUUCUAUGAAAGUUGGUGAAGCUGGAUUUAUUACUCUUCUUGAAAAAACGUUGAAGGAAUUUAUUGUCCACUCUGAAAAAGAAGAAUUAGAAAUACUUCCUAAAUUCCAAGAAAAAGUUACUGAAGAUGAACUUUUAAAAUUAGGAAAAAAAUUUGUUGAAGAUCGUCAAACUGCUCCCACUCAUCCCCAUCCGGAAUUUCCUCUUGAGCCAGAAGAAGAAGCUAAAGUCGCCCACCGUGCAGCUCGAAAAGACAAGAAAAUUGAUGAGUCCCGAAUGUUUAUCGAGACCGGUAGAAUUUAUGUUUAA